AUGUCUGAUAGCAUCGGUAUGCAGUCUGUAUAAACUCCAUUAAAUUCUAUGAGUUAAGCAGAUCUUAGCGAGGCAGAAAAGACUUCCAUUUAAGUCACUGUCAGAAUUAGACCUUUGAAUGAAAAAGAAUUAUCUGAAAAUGAAAUUUCAUGUGUAAAAGUAGAUCCAAAUUAUCCAAAUACAAUAACUUUAGAAACCAACUCAUUUGAGUCAAAAAUGUUCUGUUUUGAUUAUAUUGCCCAUUAAUUUACUCCAUAAUAGGAAGUUUUUAAUAAGGUAGCGCUACCUGCAGCAGAUUCGUGUUUAGAAGGUUAUAAUGGAUGUAUAUUCGCUUAUGGUUAAACUGGCGCUGGUAAGACAUAUACAAUUACUGGUGCAAGUAAUGUAGAAAGUGUUUUAAAUACAGACCACAGAGGUAUGCUACCUCGUGUUUUGGAGUAUAUAUUUUAAAAAAUAAAGCAAUAGUAAUCAUUGUCAGUAGAGUAUUUAGUUAAAUGCAGUUAUUUGGAAAUAUAUAAUGAACAUAUUAUUGAUCUUCUCUCAGAUAAUGGAAAUAAUCUCUAGCUUAGAGAAGAUCUUAAAAAAGGUGUUUAUGUUGAAGGACUUACUGAAUGUGUUACUUAAAAUUUCUUGUAAGCUAUUGAAAUCUUAAAAACAGGAAGUGGAAAUCGCCACAACGGAGCAACAUCAAUGAAUAGAGAGUCAUCUCGCUCUCACUCUGUAUUUUCUAUCAUUCUGCAAUCAAAGACUCUUUCUGAGGGAGUCACUCACUUAAGAUAUAGCAGAUUUCAUUUUGUUGAUUUGGCAGGAAGUGAGAGAACAAAGCAAACAAAUGCUAUGGGAGAAAGACUUAAAGAAGGUUGCAAUAUUAACAAAUCUCUCAGUAUACUUGGUAAUGUAAUUAAUGCUUUAGUGGAAGUAGAUAAUGGAAGGGCUAGACAUAUUCAUUAUAGAGAUAGUAAACUAACAUUUUUCUUAAAGGAUUCUCUAGGAGGUAAUAGUAAAACUAGAGUUAUAGCUAAUAUUUCACCUGCUAGCAGCGCUUUUUAGGAAACUCUAUCUACACUUAAAUUUGCUAAAAGAGCUAAAUUAAUCAAAAAUAAAGUUCAAAUCAACGAGGAUCAUUCUGGAAAUGUUGAAUCUCUCAAUAAUGAAAUUAAAAAACUUAGAUUAGAAAAUUUGCAAUUUAGAGAAUUACUCUUGAAAGGAGGAUCUAUUCCAUCAUUCUUUUAACCUAAUAAUAGCUAACCUCAGUCGCCUUCUAUUCGUGAAUAAAAAAACAAUUUAAGAAUGAUUAAAGAUGAAAAUAUAAAAAUGCAAGAAACUGAAGAACUUUGUUAGCACUAUUUGGAAUAAGCUUAAGAGCUUGAGCUUAAAAUGAAUUAUAAUAUGGGUAAAACUAAAGAUCAAUUAAUGCAUCUUAUGAAAUACGUUGAGAAGUUCUAAUAAAACGAAUAUUAAUAUCGCUCAAUUAUUAAAUUAUAAAGAGCUAAGAUCGAAAGAGUUGAAUUAAUGUUGAAAAAUAAGCAAUUAACAAAAGAGCAAGUUCAAGAAUUUUUUAAUGAGGACAGAGAAAAAACUUAAAAAGAGUUGAACAACUUGAGAGAAUUAUUAGAAAAUUAAAUGUACUGUGCUAAAUUACUUGAUGAAAAUGUUGAGUUGUAAUAAUAGGUUGAAAAAAUUUAAGAACCAGGCAGAUCAAUUUUCUAGCAACUAACAAAUAAUGUUGAUGUCUUAAAAAGUAUUUAAAAUAAGCUCGAACAAAAUAUUGAACAAAGAGUUAGAUUGUAAAAAGUUGUUGAAGAUCUUGAAGAGUCAAAAAAAAAUGCUUCACCUGAUCGCUCAAAGAAACUUGAAUUUUAGCUCACUCAAAUUGAAAAAGAGCACAAGUCAGCAGUAGAAAAUUUAAAUUCGGAAUUACUCACAUAAAAAUAAAAAUUAAACGAUUAAGAAAGAAUGAUUGAUUAGAUCGUUGAAGAGAAUUAAAUGCUGUCAAAAGAACUUGAAUAAAUGAAGCUUAUGUAAGAAUUUAAGUAAGCUUAACACGAAGAAACAGUUCAUUAAUUGAAGAAGUUAAUUGCUGAAAAGAGCAAUGUAACUGAUGAAAUGAACUAAGAGUUGCGCUUAAGAAAUAUUGAUUUAGUAGAACAAAUAAAAUAAUUACAACAGUAGAAUUUACUAUUGAAUGAAAGAAGCAAGGAAUCAGAGAAACAAAGACAAGAUAUGGCUGAAGAAAAAAAGUAAGCUCACGAGAAAUAUUUGAAAUACUUAGAAAAAUACAAUGAAGAAACAACUCAUCUUCAAGCAAGUAUUUAGGAACUCACUUCGAAUUUUAAUGAAAAAGAGUUUGAAAAUUUAAGAAUAAAGGAUGAAGUGAUUCAAGGUAAUGAAAGAAUUCGUGAGUUAGAAUCUAAUAUCAGUUAAGCAAAACAAGUUUAAGACUCUCUUUAACAAGAAAUUGAGUAGAAAAAAAAUCAAAUAGAAUAGCUUGAAGAAUAGUUGAUUGAGCUUGAAGAAGCUGACAAUUAGAGAAAAGAUUUGCAAGAAGAAAUUGAAACAUUAAAUGAAACAUUAAACUUUAGAGAAAAUGAACUUGAAGAAAUGAAAAAAUAAAAAACUCAACUUUUGAACUAAAUCUAAGAAUUAUAAGCUGCUAAAGUUUAAAUUGAAGAAUUAGUUCAAACCUUAAAAAUGAGAAUCGAAGAACUUGAAAGCCAAAACAAUGAAUAAAACAAUAAACUUUUAGAGGAAAAAGUAGAAGAAGUGAAAAAAUUAGAAGACGAAAAAGUAGUUAUUGAAUAAGAAUUAAACGAAAUCAGAAAGACUAAAGAAGCAGAUAACAUAGUUAUUUAGAAUAAAUUGGAGUAAAUUAAGUCUUUAGAAUAAGAAAAGGUAUUUGUUUAAUAGAAGAUAAAUGAAAUUUCUGAUGAAAAAGAAAGAAUUACUUAAGUUUUAGAAGGUGAAAUAAAAAUUCUGAAAGAAAAAUUAUUGUUAGAAGAUGACUAAAAUUAAGAAGUUAUCAACUAAAAAUAAACUGAAAUUGAAUAACUGAGAUCAUAGGUUUAAUAAUUAAAAUCAUCAAUUCAAAAGGAAAUUGAAUCAUUCAAUAAUGAAAAAACCAAACUUGAAGAAAAUUUUAAAAAGGAGAAACAAGAAACUCUUUUACAAUGUAAGAGAGAUCUUUAGGAAUAAUGUGAGUAGCUACAAUAAAAUUUUAGUAUUGAAUUAGAGAAAUAAAUUGAAAUUCGUGAGAAAAAAAUUGCUAAGUUAGAAGAAGAAAAAAGCAAGGUUAUUCAAUAAAGCUAAGAAGAAACUUAAUAGGAAUUAGAAACCUUGAAAGAAGAUUUGGAAAGAUAAGUUGUUUUAAUUACUGAAUAAAAGGAUUAAGAAAUACAGUAAAUAAUUGAAAAGAAUUCUGAGGAGUUAUAGGGUCUUUUAAAUGAGAAAUAGCAGCUUUUAAAAUAAAUUUAACUAAAUAAAGACGAGAUUUAAAUGCAUUAAAAUUCUAUCUAAGCUUAUGAAUAAUAAAUAUAGGAACUUGAGAGUUCUUUGAUAGAAAAAGAAGGUCUCUACAUAGAAAAAAAUAAUGCUUUUAAGGAAUAACAAUCUAAGCUUCGUCAUUUAGAAAGUGAAUCUUCAUAAUUAAAAGAAGAAGCUUAAGAAUUAAAAGAUAAAGCAUCUCAAUUAGCAGAAUCACUUGAAGGCUAGACUUAAGCAUAUUCUAAGGCUAAAGCAGAGGUUGAAAAAUUAUAAAAUGAAAUUCUAUACUAACAAGAGAAAAUUCUUUAAUAAGAAAAUACAAUCAAGAUAUUAAAAGAAAGACAGUAAGAGGAAUCUAGUUAAUCUGAAAAAUAUGUCUAUGAAUUAGAAGAUAAGGUUCGUUAACUAGAAUAGGAAAAAGCUAGUAUGGUUAAAUUGAAUAAUUAACUAUAGUAAGAAUCUGAUGAAAAGCUCUUAGACAAAGAAAAUGAAAUUGCUCAUUUAAAUUUGGAAAAAAAAUAAAUUUUAGACAGUAAGCUGCAAGAAAUUGAAGAAAUUGUAAAAUUGUAAUAGUAAGAUAAAGAUAUUUCACUUUAAAAACAGGAAUUGAUUUUCAAUGAGAGAAUCAAAGAAUUAGAAGAAUUAGUUCAACAGGCUAUUUCAGAAAAGGAAAUCAUAAUUACUCAGUAUGAAGACAAAAAUAAUGAAAAAGAAAAUAAAAUUUCUGAUUUACUAAAGCAAAUUGAAGAAUAAAGUUAAAAUAUACAAAAUUAAAAUGAGGAAAUAGAUAGCUUAAACUAAUAGGUUAUCUUAUUAAGAUAGAAAAUAUCUUAAAAGGAAAAGGAAAAGCAGGAAAAUUAUGAAAGAGAAAGCAAGGAAAAGCAAGAUUUGAUUGAAAAAUAUGCUGAAGAAAAGCAAAAUCUUUAAAUUUCACUUGAAAACAGAUUCUCUGUGAAACAAAAGCAAAUGGAAGAAUAAAUUAAGAGUUACUAAGAAUAACUAUCAAAUGAAUAAGAAGCUCAUCAGUCUCAAAUUGAAUAAAAGGAAAUGAUAAUUGAGGAACAUCAAAAUAUUAUAGAUGAAUUGAAAACUGAAAUCGAAGGAUUAAAAACUCAACGCUAUGAAAAAUUAUCUGAGCAAGAGUAAUUAUAUGAGAAUCAGCAAUAAGAAAAUCGUUUAUUAGUAAAGCAAAUUGAGAAUUUAAAGAAAGAAAUAGUCAAUAAAUCUGAAUAACUUAUUGCAGAAAGGGAAGAAUAAUAAGAAACUUAAUAAUAAUUUGAUAUGUAGAUUAAGUAAAUUGAAGAAAAAAGUAGUUAAGAAAUAAACAAAAUCUAGCAAGAAUCUUAGGAAGCAAUUGAAACAGCUGAAAAAUAAAUUUUAGAAUUAAAGAGAUAACUUGAAAAAAUAAUUAAAUAAAAGGAGGAGGAGUUGUAAUAAGCUAACAAACUAGUUGAAUAAGUAAAAGAGUAGCUUUUGUAAGAGAAGAAUUAAUCAGUAAAAGAGAAUAAUAAUUUAAUAUAAAAAAUAGAAUAAUAAUAAUAAUUGUAGUUAAGAGAAUUAAAUGAAUUAAAGGAAUAGAACAAACAAAUCUUAGCUGAAGCUGAGAAUAAUUAAUUAGUUUUCAACUAAACUGAAGCAAAUUUGUAAGAGCAAAUAGCAUAUUUAAAGUAAUAACUAGAUAUAUCUAACAAUAAACUUGAAGAAGAACAUAACAAGUUCUUGCAGAAGUUUACAAAUCUUCAGAAAGAAGCUGAAUAAAACACUCAAAAGUAGGUGCUUUUAAAUGAAGCUUUAAGAGAUGAGAAAUGGAAAGCAGAAAAAGAAUAAAUACUUCAUUCUCAUAAAAUGACAAUUUCUCAAAAGGAAAAUGAAUUGUUCGAAAAGAAUUAAGAACUGCUUUAAAUGAAAUAGCAAUUAGAAGAAUUCAAGAGCUUGAGUCAUACUUAUUAAACAAAGUUAAAAGAAAUUUAAGAAUCUAAUGAAAAGUAAAGUGUAAUCAAUACCCAGAUUUUCACUAAAUAAUUAGAUUAAGUUAAUACUGAAAAGAACUCACUUAAACAAAAUUUAGAAAAUCUUAAUGCAAAACUACAAGAAAAAGCUGAAGAAACUCAAAAACUUAUUGUUUAAAAUGGAGAAUAUUUAACAAAGGCUCAUUAGCUUGAAUAAUUGAAUCAAGAGAAGGAAACAAAAAUAAUUUAAUUGAGCAAGAAUAUUUAGCAAUAAGACACUUAUAUUCAAAAAACAGCUCAAGAAAUUUAGCAAAAGAAGGAUAUUAUCCAGACUCUUAAUGAAGAAUAUUCAAAAGUAAUAUAAUAAAACGAAUAGCUAAAGCAUCAAAUUUCUGAAACUCAAACUUAACUAGAAAAACAAUCUAUCAUUCAUAAAUAAAAAGAAGUUGAAAGACUUGAGUUAGUGCACAAAUCAAAGCUUGAGGAACUUGAAAAUAAGCAUAAUGAAGAGCUCAAUAAAAUAUUUGAAGAAAGAAGAAUAAUGCUCGAGCAGUUAGAAGAGCAAAAAUAACAAAAGGAUAGUGAAAUUGAAGAAUUAUGUUUAAAAUAUGCAGAGGAAAUAGAUAAUUUUAAAAAACUCACAAAGAACCUCUAAAACUAAAACGAAUUCCUUGAAAAAGAAAACGCUGAGAAAGAAGAACUUUGCAAUUAAUUUUAAGUUGCUCUUAAUGAAUUCAAGUAAGAGUUAAAUAAAAGGGAUGAGCUUUUAUAUAUAUAAGAAGAGUAUGAGAAACUAGUUGAAGUUAAUAAAAUACUUGAAAACGAUUUAGAAAAGAAGACAAAGAUGAUUGAAGAAAGUAAAGUUAACUUGAUUCAAGCUAAAAGAGACAUGUAAGAAAUGAAAAAGAUUUUAGAUUAAAAAAACAAAGAAAUAGAUGUAUAAAAAAAUGAACUGAAAGAGUUUUAUGAAAGAACUUAGGUAUUUGCUCAAACAAGAGACAAAGAUGUGAAAGAAGUUAAAGAUUAAUACUGCAAGCUAUUAGAUGAACACAAUAAAAUUAUGUCCUAAUAUAACGAACAAAGUGAGAAAAUGGAUAAAUUAAAGGUUGAAAUAUCAGACUAUGCAAAAGAGAAAGCUUAGAUUAAUUAAGAAAUUAGAAAACUAUAAAGUAAUGAAAAAAAACUCAAGUAGCAGUUGAAUGAUAUGAUUGAAGUCAAUAAAAGAUUAAACGAAGAUAAUAAAAAACUGGAGGAAGAUUAUGAAAAUGUGUAAAGAGAAUUACAGUACAUCGGAGGUCAUAACAAUCCUGACCAGAAGAUCAAAAUGUUUAAUAAAAUAAAAGAAGAAAAUACUUUAUUAAAAAACGAAAAGAAAGAAUUAUCUACUUAACUAGCCUAGAUUGCAGAAGAAAAUAAAUAGCUAUUAAAAUAAAUUGAAUAGCUUCGCACAAAUCCUGAUAGAAGCAACCCCUUAAAAAAUAUAGGAAAUCAGAGGUUUGGUAAUUCAUCUUCUUCAACAGAUAAAUCAAUUUAAAUGGAACUUGAAAAACAAAUAAAUGAAAACAAGAAGCUUCAAGAUAUUAUUAUUUAAACAAAUUAAAUCAUAUAAAUGGGUUAAUCAAGCAAAGGACUCAAAUAAUUCCAAAAAUCUUCUCUUGAUAGAGACUUAAUUAGUGGAGUUAAAUAGAUUGUCUAAGAAAUACUUGAUAAAGAAAAUAAAAUAAAAAAUUUAACAGGAGAGUUAGACGCAAAAACAAUAAAAUACACUGAAUUAGAGAAGAAAUACUUAUAACUUUAAUUAAAUGUUAAAGACAGUUCUUACUUAAAUAAUAUUAAUAGAGAAAGAUCAAAAGAUAGAUUUGGAGCAGCUCUUGGCAGCAACUCUUCAAUUCAACAAUAAUAGCAACCAUUAUAAUAGCCUAUGUCUUAUUAAAAUUUGAAUCAUCUUAAUUAAAAUAUAAAUCUCUAAAACUAUUCAAUAUAAUAACAAUAAUAAAUACAAUAGCAUUAAGCAUAGUAAAACUAAUAAAAACCUAAUAGAUUGAAUUUCUAUAACAACUAUAAUAAUUGA
Tetrahymena thermophila SB210 is the source of this 7500-nucleotide messenger RNA. RefSeq lists its product as hypothetical. Lineage: Eukaryota; Ciliophora; Oligohymenophorea; Hymenostomatida; Tetrahymenidae. The transcript is spliced from 13 exons. The record is from RefSeq and is a predicted model, not a curated record. Gene Ontology annotation, biological process: microtubule-based movement. Gene Ontology annotation, molecular function: ATP binding; microtubule motor activity; microtubule binding.